AGUCGUGCAACCAGAGUCUGGCCACCUCUCAGUUCUCCAGCGCCUUCAGCGCCUCCUCGUAUUACUCCAUUUCGUACUCGCCUGGAUACGCCCGGCUGUACGGGCUCGGGGGCUGGUCUCCCCAGGUUUCGGACAAGUUGCCCUGGCUCCAGGUGAACCUGUGGCAGAGGUCGAAGAUCACGGGCAUCGCCACGCAGGGAAUCCACAACUCCUACGACUGGGUGACCAAGUACCUCUUCCUGUACAGCGACCAGGGCCGCAACUGGCACCCUUUCUAUCAGCAGGGCAACAACUGGACGUUCGCAGGGAAUCGAAACUCAGAUGGUGUGGUUCUGCACGAGCUGUGGCGGCCAGUACUGGCGCAGUACGUCCGGUUCGUGGCCGUGAGCUGGAGACCCCGUCGCUACGCGGGCCUGAGGGUCGAAGUCUACGGCUGCCCUUACGGCAAGUACUGA
Hypanus sabinus (Atlantic stingray) is the source of this 455-nucleotide messenger RNA. Its product is annotated as contactin-associated protein-like 2. NCBI's taxonomy places the organism in Eukaryota, Metazoa, Chordata, Chondrichthyes, Myliobatiformes, Dasyatidae. The transcript is spliced from 3 exons. The annotation marks the transcript as partial. The record is from RefSeq and is a predicted model, not a curated record.